AUGGAUUAUUUCCCCGUGAUCCUCUCUCUGCUGUUCGUGGCUUUCCAAGGAGCUCAAGGAACAGCCAUCUUGGGCGCUGAGCUCAGCACGGGAGCGGACAGCGGAAGAGAGGAACCCUCUCCCAGUGCACCCCGCCGCUCCAAGCGCUGCUCCUGCUCUUCCCUGCUGGAUAAAGAGUGUGUCUACUUUUGCCACCUGGACAUCAUCUGGAUCAACACUCCCGGGAAAAUUGUUCCAUAUGGACUUGGAAACCCUCCGAGGACCAAGCGAUCCUUAAAGGAUUUAUUUCCUACAAAAGCAACAGACCGGAGGGACAGAUGCCAGUGUGUCAGCCAAAAAGACAAGAAGUGCUGGAAUUUUUGCCAAGCAGGAAAAGAACUCAGGCACCAAGACACUAUGGAGAAAGUCUGGGAUAAUCACAAGAAAGGAAAGGACUGUUCCACGCUUGGAAAGAAGUGUAUUCAGCAACAGCUGGCAGAAGGAAGAAAAAUGAGAAGGUUGGAGGCCAUCAGCAAUAGCAUCAAAACUUCUUUUCGUAUUGCAAAGCUGAAAGCCAAGCUCUCCAGAGAGAAGAAAGUGACCCACAACCGAACACACUGA
Pipistrellus nathusii (Nathusius's pipistrelle) is the source of this 600-nucleotide messenger RNA. Lineage: Eukaryota; Metazoa; Chordata; Mammalia; Chiroptera; Vespertilionidae. The record is from the annotation of a GenBank genome assembly.